AUGGCAGCAGCUGAACAGCUGGACAGAAGACUAUGGUGGCCUUGCCUUUCUGAUACUAGUAUUUGGCUUAGAAUGGCAUGGAACAAGACACCUUCAGACAUAUUCUUUGCCUUUAAUGCGACUACCCAAUUCACCACCGUUGCUCAUACAUCCUUGCCAGUUUCACUCAGGAUAUUAAUGGCUACAGUAAUUCUCCUUAUGAUUGCCAUUGGAUUCUUAGGCAAUACUAUUGUCUACUUGAUUGUUUACCAGAAGCCAGCUAUGCGUUCAGCAAUAAAUGUGCUUUUUGCUACACCAGUUUUCUCUGACAUUAUGUUGUCUUUACUCUGCAUACCAUUUACUGCUGUCAGCAUUAUUACAAUAAACUGGAAUUUUGGAGCUCACUUCUGCCGCAUAUCUGCUAUGCUUUACUGGUUUUUUGUCUAGGAAGGCGUCUCAAUACUUUCAAUCAUUAGUGUGGAUCGAUUCCUCAUCAUUGUCCAGCACCAAGACAAGCUGAACCCUCGUCGUGCCAAAACCGUGAUAGCUGUUUCAUGGGUCUUCUCGUUUUGUAUCUCUUUCCCUUCCGUUGUCAGAUGGACAUUUGUGGAAGUGCCAAGCAGAGCUCCCCAGUGCCUUGGAUACACUGAGUUCUCUGCAGACCGAGCUUAUGCAGUGAUGUUGCUUGUGGCCACUUUCUUUAUCCCAUUUGGCAUUAUGUUGUAUUCUUACCUUUGCAUCCUAAACACUGUCCGUCAGAACACAGUCCGGAUCCACAACCACACUGAGAACAUCUGCCUCAGCCAGGUGAGCAGACUAAGUUUGGGACUGCAAAAGCCUCACCACGUUAACGUAGACAUGAGCUUCAAAACUAGGGCAUUCACUACCAUCUUUAUUCUGUUUGUUGGCUUUUCCCUAUGCUGGCUUCCUCACACAGUCUUUAGCCUGAUGUCAGUCUUCAGCCAAUGGUUCUAUUACAGCCCCUCUUUCUAUAUAACUAGCACUUACAUACUGUGCCUGAGUUAUCUCAAGUCUGUUUUCAACCCCAUCAUCUACUGCUGAAGGAUCAAGAAAUUCCAUAAGGCCUGUCUGGAAUGCCAAAACAUGCCAAAAACAUUUAAAAUCUUUCCUGAAGUGCCUGGAUGGACAAAACGGAGAAUAAGGCCAAGUACAAUAUAUAUCUGCAGUUAUUCCCCAUCUGGAGUUUAGAAAUAAACCCUGAUCAUUAAUGUAUUAGAAAGGAGAAACAACAGCCAAUAGCAAGACGGGAUUUGUUGUGUCCAAAAUCUGGAAUGAAUGAAUUCAAGUUGUGGUUUAAUGAACUCUAGGUAGUUCAUCCUGGUAAAAGAAAUCCUUGGUGAGUGGUUAUCAG
Molecule: messenger RNA, 1351 nt
Organism: Protobothrops mucrosquamatus (brown spotted pit viper)
Lineage: Eukaryota; Metazoa; Chordata; Lepidosauria; Squamata; Viperidae
Gene: GPR45
Product: G protein-coupled receptor 45
Biological process (GO): G protein-coupled receptor signaling pathway
Cellular component (GO): membrane
Molecular function (GO): G protein-coupled receptor activity
Source: RefSeq, a predicted model, not a curated record